Molecule: messenger RNA, 1419 nt
Organism: Lithohypha guttulata
Lineage: Eukaryota; Fungi; Ascomycota; Eurotiomycetes; Chaetothyriales; Trichomeriaceae
Exons: 3
Coding region: 1-1419 (472 amino acids)
Biological process (GO): protein ubiquitination; DNA repair; mRNA splicing, via spliceosome
Cellular component (GO): cytoplasm; Prp19 complex; U2-type catalytic step 1 spliceosome
Molecular function (GO): protein binding; ubiquitin protein ligase activity
Source: RefSeq, a predicted model, not a curated record
AUGGCGACAGUAUGCAGUAUCAGUGGUGAGCUGCCUCAGCAACCUGUUGUAUCGCGCAAAAGUGGAAAUGUGUACGAGAAAAGACUGAUAGAAGCAUACAUUUCUGAGAAUGGUACAGAGCCAACGACGGGUGCGCCUCUAACCACCGAAGACCUACUCGAUAUACAAGGCGCCCACACUGUCCGCCCAAGACCGCCCGAGCUUACUUCUAUACCAGCGCUGCUCGGCGCAUUUCAACAAGAAUGGGAUGCCCUUGCCCUAGAGGUCUUCACACUUCAGCAAAAUCUUGCUCAGACACGACAAGAACUUAGCACAGCUCUGUACCAGAACGAUGCCGCCGUCCGAGUCAUUGCGCGAUUGACACAAGAACGGGAUACAGCAAGAGAAGCGUUGAGAAACAUUAAUGUGGCAGGCCCGGCAGCACAGAGUACGAAUGGAGAUGCGAUGCAUGUGGACAGCCGUCCUCUGCCUGAUGCAGUACAAGCCAGGAUUGUCAGCACACAGCAAGAACUGAUGAAGACCCGGCGCAAGCGACCAGUCCCAGCAGAAUGGGCUACCCCUGACACAAUAUCACUUUUCAAGCCUGUCAGGACGGUCGAGACAUCUUGUUCAGACCCUUCGUUUUUGUCAGUCAGAAAGUCCAAAAGUACAGCCAUUAUUGGUAGCAGGCACGGCGGAGCUUACACGAUAUCGCUAGCUGAUGGCACGGUCAGCACAGUCGCCUCUAAUGCUGAUGCCAUCACGGCAGGGACUUGGGUGGGCUCGCGCAUCGCUAUCGGUACCUCUUCAGGCAAAGUGAAGAUCAUCGAGAACGGCGAUGAAGUUGCGUCUUUUGGUUCUCAUACAGGCCAAGUCACUGGUUUGUCUCUGCAUCCAUCGGGUGAGAUCCUGGCAUCCGUCAGCUCAGACAAAACGUACGCAAUAUACGACUUGAAACAGAAUCAAUCAGUUACCCAAGUACAAGCUUCUUCAGAUGGCCACUUGUUGGCGACAGGUGGCCGAAAUGGACAAUUGCAGAUCUUCGAAGUCAAUAGUGGCUCGGUUGGUGGUGUCUUCGAGCUUGGAGCUCCUGCUACAGCGAUUUGCUUCUCGGAGAACGGAACCUGGGUGGCAACUGCCACGAAAGGCUCAACGGCUGCUAGCAUAUGGGAUCUCCGGAAGACAGGUGCUGAAGGUCUAAUUCACACACUGGAAGUCGGCCACGAUAUCACUUCCCUGGAUUGGGAUUACACCGCUCAAUACCUUCUCAUUGGUGGAUCGGCUGGAAUUACUGUCAAGCAAUACACGAAGUCGACGAAGUUGUGGUCUGAACCAUUCACGGCACCCUUGUCCUCUGUUGGCCUAGGCUGGGGAGAUUCUGCUCAGAGCAUAAUAAGUGUUGAUUCUCAAGGAUUGACCACUGCACUUUCUAGCGCAUAA